Quercus lobata is the source of this 2219-nucleotide messenger RNA. RefSeq names its product FRIGIDA-like protein 4a. The transcript has 3 exons. Bases 102 to 2069 code for a protein of 655 amino acids. NCBI's taxonomy places the organism in Eukaryota, Viridiplantae, Streptophyta, Magnoliopsida, Fagales, Fagaceae. The record is from RefSeq and is a predicted model, not a curated record.
UAUAGUGAAGUUGAUCACUCACAAAAAGCAAAAGUCGUUACACAAAUCCCCUCUUCUCCUACCAACCCUGUUGUCUAGUCUAGGAAUUCUCACUUUCCUCCAUGUCCUCCUCGUCCACUUCCUCCUCACUUCCAGACCUUCCUCCACUUCCACAACUACCACACAACCUUCGCAAAUCAUUCAAACUUCUCAAAACUCAUGCUGCUGCUGUUGCCAAUUUCACUCUCCAAUGGCAGGACCUAGAGGACCACUUCCAUUCCAUUCACAAUUCAAUCCAAUCAAAACUCCAAGAAUUCCAAUCCCAGCAAAAAACCCAUUUGGAUUCUAAAGAAACCAUUUUGAUUCCAACCCAUGAAUCACAAGUCAAUUCCAAAGAAACCCAAUUGAGUCCAGCUCUUGAAUCCCAAGAAAAAUCUGAGGAAACCCAAUUCUCAAACCAACAAGACCAAGCGGAUUCUGAGGGAACUCUGCCUGAAAACAAUGGGAAUUCUUAUGAGAUUCCAAUAAAUGAAGGUUGGAAGGCAGUGUUGUUGUAUUUGAAUGAUCAUUCGAAAGAGCAUGAAUCUAUGCACAAUGAUUUAUAUAAUGCGCUUAAGGAUUAUGUGGAUCCUGGGAAGCUAGUGUUUGAGGCAGUGAAAUGGAUUCACUCACAGGAAUUGGAGAAGGGGAAUACAGAUAAAGAAAUUCGUGUUUCAAGGUGGAGUUGUGCGCUUUUGUUGGAGGAGUUGCUGAGAGUUAAACCAGUGGUUAAAGCAGAAGUGAGAGAAGAGGCACUGAAACUAGCCCUUGAAUUGAAGGGAAAUAUAAAAGAAGACGAUAUUGAGAAUUCUUGGGAGGUUUUGGGGUUUUUGCUGCUUGUGGGUGCAUUUGGAUUGGUGGCUGAGUUUGAUGAGGAUGAGGUUUUGGAGCUUUUGAAAUAUAGUUUGCAUCGUAAAGAGACUCCGGAGUUGGUUCGGGCUCUUGGUUUUGCUAACAAGGCCCUUGAUUUUAUCCAAAAACUCCUUACAAAGAAUAAGCGACUCGAUGCUAUCAGAUUUAUAUAUGCAUUCGAAUUAGAUGACAAGUUCCCUCCAGGACCCCUGCUCAAAGCCCAUUUGAAGCAUUCCAAGAAGAAAAUAUGGAGGAGUAUCAGUAGAAACUAUGGUUCUAUACAACCUGACCAAAAGAAUGAGAUGGCAAAUAGAGAAAUAGCUGUUCUAAAAUCGAUGUUACGAUGCAUUGAUAAGUACAAUCUUGGAUCCCAUUAUGAUCCUAGGAACCUUGUAAAUCGCAUCGAGCUUCUGAAAAGGCAGAAUCAAGAGAGGAAGGCAAUGAAAGCAGCUUCUAAAUCCAAGGCUCAGGUGCAACAGAAGAACACAAAUAAACGUACUGCCAAUUACCACAAAGCUGGCCGGGAUCAGCAGAGCAGAUUUAAGCGUCCUCAGACAGAUGAAUCUCGUGCAUCUGUGAAUGCAGCUUUCUCAAUCCACUCAGUACAGCCAUCUUAUCCUCAGCGAGAAGGUUCUUUUGUGGGUCAAGGUGCAGAAUACUUAAACCCACCUGCUGGAAUGGCUGUGGCAGCAGCUAUUCCAAAUGUUUCCGUUGGUACGAUCCACUCGAGGCAACUAACUCAUUAUCAGCCAGAAAGCUCAUUCACAGCUCAAGAUUUACAAUACUUAACCCCAUCUGCUGGACAGUAUGGUUUGGCGCGCUCCUCCCCUGAUCCCACACGUGUGAGUUUAUCAGGUGCACCAUAUGGUUUCCCUUACUCCAGUCCUGUCCCCCAAUAUGCAAACUCGUCUGUUGGAUACAAUGGAAUGGUGGGCUCCCAAACUGGCACCCCAUGGAGCUCAUCAUCUGGUCAGUAUGGAGCAAAUAUUAUUGCAAAUGGGAGCACUGAGCAGAUUGGAUCAGCUGGAACCCAAAUAGCUGUAGGCAUUGCUUCUAAUUCACAUCCAGACAGAUCAAUUUCUUAUUACCCAGGGAAUCGACUUAGGAGCCCUAAUUAUCAUGAUGAUAGGUCAGUGUCUCAAACUCACAGUAGAGAUAAGCAGUCUCAGUGCCCACCACCAGCUAUUUAUCAUCUUUAGAUUUUGCUUUUUUUUUUUAAGUUACAUCAUAGUCAUUACUCUUACAGUUUUACUUUCAUUCUGUCUUCCCUCUCAAUGAAAUUUAGCUUGUCCAUGAAUGAACAUUUUUGUAUAUGGCUUGAAGAUAAAAAGAACUAUUGUUUCAGUUUA